AUGAUAGCUCUUGCUACACCACCCCAGUGGUGCCAGCCGGCCACUGGCGCCUUCCGGUUCUCAGAACCAUGCUUAUUAAGCCCGGGUGUGCUGCUGGCCAGCGGGCCGGCUGCGUGUCCUCUGCCUGUGGGCUCAGCGAUAGCAGAGCCCUGUACCUCUGCGGUGUGUGUCCAGCGGGGUUCAGAGCUGCAGCACGGGGUUGUGGCAGCAGUGCCUGAAGAUAAUACAGUAAGCGUUGAUCCUAGUCCUGCAUCAUUGGAAUUGGUGACAUGUUUGCUUAUCUUUGGACUGCUUGCUGUUGUCUUAUUAGUUUGCAGAGUCUACAGAUCAAUUCAAAGCCGAUUUUAUGUUGUAAGGGAGCAAAAACUGGCUCUCGAACUUUCUGUGCUACUGAAAGAGAAAUGUAAACUACUUGAACAAGUGAGCCUUGCUCAGAAGGAGUAUGAAGCAUUAGAGUCAUCUUUAAAGGAGGCCAACUUUGACAAGGUGUCAACAGACGCACAGAGUUUGGAGGCAACCUAUAAAAAUCUAGAAAGAGAUAAAUCUCAAUCUGGUGAUGAACUACUAAUUUUAGAGAAGAAACUAGAAGAGAGAACUAAGCAUCAUGAACAAGAUGAAUUGCUUUUACAGGAUGCUGAAGUAAUGAAAGAAGAGGCUGACCAAGUCAAUAAACUGCUGAUUGUCACUGUGUUACAGAACUCAACUGUGCCCAACUCUCCUCCUGCUGAAUGCAAGACACCUGGUCUUGGCUUUGUCCCUCCACCUGUUCCCCAGGAUAGAAGCCCCAGGGACACUCCCUUUGCAGGGGAUCCAAGAAAGACACCCCCAUUGCCACCACCUCCUCCAGGAAACAGUUAUGCAAGUCCUCCCGACUAUUUUCCACCAAGGGAUUUCAUUGAACCACCCUUCCGGUCAUACCCAGAUGAGCCAGAAUUGUCAGCAAUGCCACCCGCUAAGAAUGAUAACAAAAGUGACCGUUGUAACUCCACUGUGCCCGCCACUCCUCCUGCUGAAUGCAAGACAUAUGGCCCUGGCUUCAUCCCUCCACCUGUUCCCCUGGAUAGAGGCCCCAGAGGUCCUCCCUUUGCAUGGGAUCCAAGAAGGCCACCCCUAUUCCCACCGCCUACUCCAGGAAACAUCUAUGGAGGUCGUCCAGACUAUUUUCCACCAAGGGACUUUGCUCGACCGCCCUUUCCACCAUACCCAGAUGAGUCAGAAUCAUCAGCAGAGCCAUCCACUAAGAAUGAUAACAAAAGUGACUGCAGUACCUCCACUGUGCCCAACACUCCUGCUGAAUGCAAGACACCUGGCCCUGGCUUUGUCCCUCCACCUGUUUUCCAGGAUAGAGGCCCGAGAGGUCCUCCCUUUGCAGGGGAUCCAAGGAGGCUUCCUUCAAUGGAUUUUGCUGGUCCACACUUCCCACCUUACCCAGCAUAUUCUGAUGCUGCUCUACAAUGGCAAGAUAGAUUUUAUUCUGAGUCUGGUAGACUCCCUCGACCAAGACAACAUGGAAAUUACAAUAUGCCUCCCUUGCUUGACUUGGAUGAGCCAGAAUGGUCAGCAGUGCCAUCUACUAAGAAUGAUAACAAAAGUAACCAUAAUAACAAUACUGUGCCCAACAUUCCUCCUGCUGAAUGCAAGACACCUGGCCCUGGCUUCGUCCCUCCACCAGUUCCCCUGGAUAGAGACCCCAGAGGUCGUCCCUUUGCAUGGGAUCCAAGAAGGCCACCUCCAUUCCCACUGCCUCCUCCAGGAAACAUCUAUGGAGGUUCUACAGACUAUUUUCCACCAAUGGACUUUGCUGGACCACCCUUUCCACCAUACCCAG
This is a messenger RNA of Mesocricetus auratus (golden hamster), 1828 nucleotides long. RefSeq names its product melanoma inhibitory activity protein 2-like. Gene Ontology annotation, cellular component: endoplasmic reticulum exit site; endoplasmic reticulum membrane. The record is from RefSeq and is a predicted model, not a curated record. Lineage: Eukaryota; Metazoa; Chordata; Mammalia; Rodentia; Cricetidae. The annotation marks the transcript as partial. The transcript is spliced from 14 exons. Gene Ontology annotation, biological process: endoplasmic reticulum to Golgi vesicle-mediated transport; protein secretion; vesicle cargo loading.